AGAGAGUUGAAAGAUUAAAAAAGAAGAAAGAACAGGAGGUUGUUGCAGAGAAGAGAAAAGACAGCAGGUCUGCAGUUGAAAAAUGGAAUGAGAAAAAAGAAGAAUUCAUGAAGCAAAAGAAAAAAGAAAAACUCCAGGAAAGAAAAAAAGAAGUAGAACAACAGGUUGAGAAAGAAGAACAGGAUAAAAGAGCUCUAGAUGAAUAUAAAAAAUGGCUGGAAAAGAAAGAGAUGGACGAAAGUAUACAAAAAAAACAAAAGAAACUUCAGGUUAUUCUUGAAGAUGAAACUCCACCUCCAUGGAGUCCACCUGGCAAAGCUUUGUCCUCAAGAAGCUAUUAAGAUGCCCAGUGCCAUGAGGGAAGUUGAACUUUUUGCCAUCACUUAAUCAUUAUUGCACAACACCUGAUUUUAACAUGAAUUGAAAUUGGCUCUUGCAUAUUUUCUGUAUGAAUGGUGAUUUGGAUCGUCAGUAUAUACCAUAUGUUAUAAAUGAGUGCUUCUCUGCACAUAAGAUUAAGUGACAAAAUUGUAUGAAUAGACCCUCAGCUGCCAACUAUGACAAAUGCUCUCAACAUUAUUAAGUGGCUGGGUAAGCCAGUUAGACUCAUUUAAAAUCAACUCAUUUCUACAUAAACAGUUGAAUGUUAGAAAUAAAUAUUUUUGAGGUAGCCAACAUAAGGCUGCUUUGAUGAAAAUGAAUGGUGGGCACAUGAGACCCUCUUUAAGGGUGGGUUUUGUUUUUUCCAACCACAAUUGCCAAAAAUCGAUGCAAUGGCUUCCUACCUUUUUCAGAUGGAGAACUCAUGAA
Molecule: messenger RNA, 810 nt
Organism: Python bivittatus (Burmese python)
Lineage: Eukaryota; Metazoa; Chordata; Lepidosauria; Squamata; Pythonidae
Source: RefSeq, a predicted model, not a curated record